Lycium barbarum (goji berry) is the source of this 1338-nucleotide messenger RNA. RefSeq lists its product as uncharacterized. The coding region runs from base 676 to 1185 and encodes 169 amino acids. The record is from RefSeq and is a predicted model, not a curated record. Lineage: Eukaryota; Viridiplantae; Streptophyta; Magnoliopsida; Solanales; Solanaceae. The transcript is spliced from 3 exons.
CUCAUGUUUGUUGUCUUCACAAAGCUUUGUAUGGUCUUAAACAAACUCCUAGAGCUUGGUUUGAGAUGUUAAAUGCAGCUUUAUUACAAGUUGUCUUUGUUGCGUCCAAAGCAGAUUCAUCUCUAUUUAUUCGAAAAUCUGAGUUUGCUUUGAAGGACUUGGGUCGGCUGCAUUACUUCCUAGGUGCUGAAGUUGCAUCUAACACUCAUGGCUUGAUUCUUUCUCAAACAGUAUAUUAGAGACUUACUGCAUCGGGUUAACUUGGAAGGCGCAAAACCCAUCUCAACUCCAAUUGUUGCUGGUCAACAAUUGUCCAAACAUGGUAGCACACCCUUCAGUGAUCUGACUCUUUACCGAAGUCUCACAGGUGCUCUUCAUUAUGUCUCCAUCAUCAGACCAGCUAUUUCCUUCUCUGUUAAUAAAUUGUGCCAAUUCACGCACUCUCCAACUCAAGCUCAUUUUCAAGCUCUAAAAAGGGUGUUGCGCUACUUGAAAGGUACUAUGCAUCUUGGGCUACAAUUUCAGCAUUCUCCUACACUUCAUAUAAAUGGGUUCUCUGAUGCAGAUUGGGCUGGAUGUCCGGAUGAUCGUAGAUUGUAAUUAUUUAGGUCCCAACUUGGUCUCUUGGUGCGCCAAGAAACAGAGGGUUGUUGCUCGUUCAAGCACUGAAUCCGAAUGGGUUUAGCUGCUGCUACAGCUGGGAUAACGUUGUUGCAACACCUUCUUCAAGAGUUAAAUGUACCUCUGCCUGCUGCUCCGAAACUUUGGCUCCUAAUUGUGGAUAGAUUGCUCAAAUGGGGAAUACAAGCUGAUCCAAAAUGUGCUUUGUGUCACUAUCACGAUGAAUACCUGGGACAUAUGUUUGUGCAGUGUCCCUUUGCCAGGAACUUGUGGAAAAGAUUGCUGGAUUGGCCACAGGGACCAAUGAUGGCUGCUACUACAUGGGAUCAGUAUAUGAGCUGGGCUAUUUCAAAUGCUAAAGGGAAGUCUCUUCAUACCAGCUUCUUUAAAAUCAUCUUGGCUGAAUGUGUACACUCUAUCUGGACUGAAAGAAAUGCCAGACUCUUUGAAGGAAGGUCAACUGCCUAUGAUGCCAUUGCUAAAGUCAUUGCCUACUCCUGUUAUGUCAGAGCCGUACCAGUUAUGCAGAAAUACCUUCUUAGAUUUUCUUUCUUAGUUUGCUAGUGAUGUGUGAUUCCUGUUGUAUUGUCUGGUCUUUUGUUUUGUUUGUAACCCCUGAGAUAGCUAAGCUGUGUUGUAGCUAGCUAUGGCUUUGUAACUCUUCAUUUGGUGGUAGUUGAUUACCAAAAAGAUGACAGUGCGAUCAAAUUAUUGUUA